This is a messenger RNA of Phytophthora nicotianae INRA-310, 294 nucleotides long. RefSeq lists its product as hypothetical. The record is from RefSeq and is a predicted model, not a curated record. Lineage: Eukaryota; Oomycota; Peronosporomycetes; Peronosporales; Peronosporaceae. The transcript is spliced from 2 exons. Bases 1 to 294 code for a protein of 97 amino acids.
AUGGGGACAACCAAACCACCAGCAUUCAAAAGCAAGCACACAGUGAAAUACGGGCUAAAAGUCUCAGCCCGGGCUCCUGGUAGUAGUAAAGUGACAAGCGUCAUCUGCAGGUUCUGUUCAAGAUUUGGGCGGGAGGACAAGCCGAAUGCGCAACACAAGGCUUCAAGUCGACACAAAGUUUAUCAAAAGUUUCUUCCGUAUCUUUACGAGUCGGACAACAAAGGACAGCAUCCGAUAAAAUGGGCAGAGUACACAGUAGUUUAUCCAAUGAUGAAGAUCAUGCGACUAUUAUAA